GGUCUUUACCUCACCUUGAACUGUAAAUUCCUCCAACGCAAUGGCGGAUAGCAGCCAUUCGAGCACCAAACGUCAACAACUAGAGCAAUGUUUAUCUUUACUAUCAUCAGAAACCAGGGAUGAAGACAACUUUGUAGCGAUGUUAAUACUGCCUCGAUUACUCGAUCCGGUCUCCGACAAAGAGUCCUUACACUUCACAUUCGACCGCAUGAACUGGCGUUUUGUGGAUCGAUUAUUAAAAGCCGCGGAAGAUACAGCGGAUAUACCAGCUGACGCUCUGCACACAAUUGCCGUGAACCUUCUAGCGGGCUUUUGCUCCGAUGAUGCGCUUGCUACUCGUCCUGAUGUUCAUCAUAUUCAGAGCUUCUUAUGCGUAUCACAUUGAUGGGGAAUUUGCUGGCAAAUAUUCCAACACCUUCCGAAGCAGUACUCGAAAGCAUCCUCCAAUGUUUCCAGAGAAUGGUUAUGUCGCGAAGCGGAUUAGAUCAUCUCGGUCCUGUGCUACAGACAGUAGUGUCUACUGCACUUGACUCGCGUGAUGCUAAUUCAUCUAUCACGAAACUGGCGUUUUCGGUUGUUGAGACGUAUGUGCGGCAGGCGAAUGCCUAUCGAGGUACUGAAGAUCCGACCGGUUCUGCAAUGAUUGACAGCACGCUUUUCGGGAUAUUGCCCACGCUUGCCGCCGUCUUUUCUAAUAAUCAAGGGCAGCUCAAAUUUGAUGUUGGUAGCCUGUUGAUUGAACUGUGCUCAGCAUUACCCGAAGAGCAAACGGAUAAGGCUAUACCACUAUGGGCGCUAGAAAUCCGGGAGGGGCUUAAGGAUGUGUACGGAAGCAAGAUUGGCACAAGCCAGAGAGAUAUGUCUUUAAUCUUAGCAGCGACAAUGUUUCGGCGAUUUGGUUCAAGAUGGGGUUUCACCGAUCAGCAGAUUCAAAAUGCAAGAACGUCUCGGCUUUCGGUUGAACAAUUUGUAGCGUUGCUGAUUCACGUGGCGUGCGGGGAGCUCCGUGUCCUGCUCGACGACCUGCCCGUCAACAGCGUUACGACGCCAGAAUCACAAUUUGUGGCCAUAACGCCAGUAUGUUGUGAAAUUGUCGAUUAUUCCAUGCGCGGGCUUGUGGAAGAGAACGGUCCUAUAUCCAUCUCCGUCGACGUCUUGCUUUCAAUCAGAGAGGCUUUGCAUGAAGCAUUUACCGCUAUCAGUGCUUAUCUGCUUGAAGAAAUGGCGGAGUAUCGAUCCGAAAACGAUAUAGGCGUCUUGGACAAUGUAGUCACGGCAUCGUGUCUUAGGGCGCUAUCAUCAUGGCUGGCUGAAGAUGAUACCCUCUCUCCACACGAGAUCCGGCAUAUUGUUCCAUUGCUUGUUCUAGCAGGGAGAAGACGAAUGAACUCUGUUGGCGUGCAUCCUAUGGAAUUUCUCGGUCCUGCUUUUGUAAAUAUAACCACGGACCCAGAGAUUGGAAACAUAUUUGUGGAUGAAGGCGGCUGUGCCAUGGUGGUCGAUUUUUGGUCCAUUCUCGACUCGCAGUCGCCUUUGAGGCUCACACUUGUUAGCAUCCUUCUCAACAUUGUUGCUACCAAUCGUAAAGCGGUGUCGGCAGACAGGAAGUUCAUAGACGCGACCCGGUUACUUCUGCGGGAUCUCGUGGAAUUUGACCACAGCGCGAAGCAGGAUGGGCUCACUUUGCGGGCUAGUAUGACGACUCUUUCGUUGAUGAUCCUGCGCGAGCUCAAUUCUGAUCAAGUUGAGAGUAAUCGUCUGACUGUGGAAGGAUUGCUUGAACAAGGUCUUUCGUUUAUACUCGAUGGUUGCAAGGCAUCGCUUGGCAAGGACCAGCAAGCAUGGGAGGAAGUUAAGGAACUUUGGCUUAUAGCGGUGGCUGCUUUCAAAGAUUGCAUGAUCAAGAUCUCAGCCGCGGCCUCUACCAUAUCACAGAAUCCUAAGCUGGCUUGUUUGGUGGAUAUGCGGCGAAAUCCACAACUUGGCCUUGAGAUGAGGGACGCACUGGCGAAUUUACAAAUAUCGUCACCUGGCUAAAUGUGUACAUCGUGUCCUGUCGAUCGUGCAAUGUAAAAUCAAUAGGAUCCAGUAUGGAGACUGGCCACUGCCAUGCGCUUUGAUUCUGCCUGUCCUAGGAUUACCAAAGGAGCACGAUGAUAACGGAAUGGCUUCCCCAUUUAGCCUUGCAAGUAAGCUACCCUUUCCAGAAGGUCAGAUAACAAAGGUCAACUUCUUUGCUGGCGCGACCUACGAAGUGAGGUCCGCAACUUGGAUUUAAGAAAUAAAAAUAUUAGCUCAUUUCCGCUGCUAUAACGAGG
Messenger RNA from Spizellomyces punctatus DAOM BR117, 2318 nucleotides. RefSeq lists its product as hypothetical. The transcript is spliced from 8 exons. The record is from RefSeq and is a predicted model, not a curated record. Lineage: Eukaryota; Fungi; Chytridiomycota; Chytridiomycetes; Spizellomycetales; Spizellomycetaceae. The coding region runs from base 370 to 2037 and encodes 555 amino acids.